Camelina sativa (false flax) is the source of this 1219-nucleotide messenger RNA. The record is from RefSeq and is a predicted model, not a curated record. NCBI's taxonomy places the organism in Eukaryota, Viridiplantae, Streptophyta, Magnoliopsida, Brassicales, Brassicaceae.
UGACGUGUCACGCUCUGAAAGAAAGAUUGGUUUCAUUUUAUUCAUAAUCUUUUCUUUUUCUCUCGCAAACGACGACAAUGCGAAACGGCGAGAGAUUUGUGUUCCCAUCACCGUCGUCUCCUCUGUCCGGCCAUUGAAACACGAAGGCGACCGAUCUCCUCGUCUCCUCGUCUCCUCGUCUCCUCGUUUCCUCGUGUCCACCGGAACUUCGCGCCGACUAACUGAUCAAAUCAACCUGAGAAAGCAAAAAAGCGAUAGAUCUAUCUUUUAGCUCCUUCACAGUUGCUUUCAGAGAUGUAUAAUAACAUGGGACCUCAGCCUGGGAUGCCAAUGCAUCAGGGAAUUCCUCAGCCUGGGAUGCCAAUGCAUCCGGCUAUUCCUCAGCCUAGCCCCUCUGAGUAUGUGCAGAGCAACAUAAGUCGUUACUUCUCCGAUCCCCAAUACUAUUUUCAAGUGAAUGACCAAUAUGUGAGGAACAAAUUGAAGAUUGUUCUAUUUCCAUUCCUUCACAGGGGACACUGGACUAGAAUUUCAGAACCAGUUGGGGGAAGACUUUCAUACAAGCCUCCGAUAUACGAUAUAAAUGCACCAGACUUAUACAUUCCGCUUAUGGCAUUUGGAACCUACGUUGUUCUUGCUGGUUUGUCACUAGGACUCUAUGGGAAGUUUUCUCCAGAAGCUCUGAAUUGGCUUUUUGUGAAAGGAAUGGUUGGCUGGUUUUUGCAAGUCAUGCUGCUGAAGAUAUCAUUGCUUUCACUGGGUAGCGGAGAAGCACCCCUCUUGGAUAUUGUGGCAUAUGCAGGCUAUACUUUCACGGGCCUUUGUCUAGCUGUUCUUGGCAAGAUAAUCUGGGGAUAUUCUUACUAUGUUUUGAUUCCAUGGACCUGCUUAUGCACCGGGGUGUUCUUAGUGAAGACAAUGAAGCGAGUUCUCUUUGCGGAAGCUAGGAGUUAUGACUCAAGCAGGCAUCACUACCUCUUGAUCUUUGUAGCUUUAGCCCAGUUUCCUCUUCUGAUCUGGCUUGGUAACAUUAGUGUGAAUUGGCUCUUUUGAAAUGCAUUACGUUUACGUGGUUGGGAAAAACACCUCGGAGGUUAUGUAGCAGGAUUUGGAAUGUCCUCCUGAUGGAGAUAUGGUAGUUGAGGUUUUUUUUGGUGUAGACUUCUCUGUAUGUCAAACAUCAAUAUGGUGAAAGAAAAAGUUUUAUCUCAAAUACAUA